Messenger RNA from Anisakis simplex (herring worm), 717 nucleotides. The record is from the annotation of a GenBank genome assembly. Lineage: Eukaryota; Metazoa; Nematoda; Chromadorea; Rhabditida; Anisakidae.
AUGCAACAAGCGUCUAGUGGAAAUGCAAGGACAACGACUUCAUCGGAAUCGGAGAGUGCUGCGCAGUCUGAGGACAGCUAUACUGAGGUAAACGAUGAGAUUGUACGUAAGGCGCUGGAAUCGGGAAUGGAUCUGCGAGAAUAUUCGGCAAAAUUGGAGGAACAAUUGAAAAAUGCACAGAAAUCCGCAGUUGGCGAUUGUAUUGAACAGGCAGAUAAACUGGCCGAACUUCAUAUUGAGUUGACAGCGUGCGAUGAUGCUUUUGCGCGAUUAGAAGAUAUGUUAAUGGGUUUUCAAUCGGAACUGGGGACGAUCAGUUCUGAUAUGAAACGCCUGCAACAGCAAUCUAAGUAUUUGGAUGCGAUGUUAUCAUACGAUUCNGUAGAACGUGACGUUGGUGAACGUGAAUUUUUAGAGCAGCUACACGAAUUACAGCAUAAGCUGCAGUUCAUCAAAGCACAAGAAUUCAAAGAAGCCAAAGCGGUGGCUGACGUACAGGACGUUAUUGAAAAUCUGAAAUAUAAAGCUAUGGCCAAAGUUCGUAAUUGGUUACUGAUGAAGAUAUCGUCGUUUAAGAAGCCGUUAACAAAUUAUCAAAUUCCACAAGGAGCACUUCUGAAGAAUAGGUUCUUUUACGAAUUCCUUCUGGCGAACGAUCGACAAGUGGCUCGUGAAGUUGGUUGUUGUGCGAUUUUUGUUGUUUCUCUUUUCUCUUAG